This is a messenger RNA of Nerophis lumbriciformis (worm pipefish), 1872 nucleotides long. RefSeq names its product hedgehog acyltransferase like, b (gene hhatlb). Lineage: Eukaryota; Metazoa; Chordata; Actinopteri; Syngnathiformes; Syngnathidae. Gene Ontology annotation, molecular function: acyltransferase activity. Gene Ontology annotation, cellular component: endoplasmic reticulum. Gene Ontology annotation, biological process: negative regulation of N-terminal protein palmitoylation. The record is from RefSeq and is a predicted model, not a curated record.
GUUUGGCAACCAACAAGCCACAAAAACGACUUUUGUUCAGUUUGCACUCGUUUGCAAGUUUCCUCCUCUCUUCCUCCUCCCUUCCUUUCAGAAUUUGAAGACGUUUGCUGGGUUUGUGCGACUUCCUGCAGGCAGCUGGUGGCGCUCCAAGACAUCCUGAAGUGUGGUCGCCAUGACGCUGAAGGCAGCACUUCCUAAAUAUGAGAUCUUCUUCUACUACACCGUGCUGGUCUUGGCCCUGUCCUGGUCCACCUGCUGGGUCUUCCACGUGUCCGCCUCAAACGCCAACAGAAAAAGCUUAAAGUCCAACGUGAAGCCAGGAUGGAACAUUUUCGGCAGGAAAAUGGACACGGGGGAUUCGGAGUGGGCCAUGUGGUUUUGGACUUUCCGGGCCCACAUCCUGUUUGCUCUGUCGGGACACGUGCUGUUUGCCAAGUUGUGCUCCAUGUUGGCUCCUCAGUACAGGUCCCUGGUCCACAUGGUCUACGGGGUCCUGGCCGUGUGGACCAGCAUGGGCUGGACCUACGUCAGCCUGAUCCUGUCCCACUGCGUCCUGCUCUACAGCGUCUCCCUGGUGAAGACCCGCUGGCUCUGCUUCCUCACCGGACUUUGCACGCUGGCCACCUUCAGGUGUGAGCCCUUCGUGUCCUGGCAGGCGGGCAUGGUGGCGGGCGACUUCCCCCUGCGCCACGUCCUGUUCUACGGCGGCUGCGGCUUCACCAUCAUGCGCUGCUGCAGCUUCGCCCUGGAGAACUGCGAGCGGAGAGACGGCAACUUCAGCAUCCUGGAGCUGCUCAAGUACAACUUCUACUUGCCCUUCUUCUACUUCGGCCCCGUCAUGACCUUUGACCGCUUCUACCUGCAGGCCAACAAGUCCCAGGUGAGCAGGAAGGAGCGUGAGCUGUGGAACAUCAACAUGCAGGGUGUGACCCACCUGGCCCUGGUCCUCCUGGUGGACUUCCUCUUCCACUUCAUGUACGUCCUCAGCAUCCCCGGCGACCUGAAGCUGCUCAAGCACCUCUCCGACUGGGCUCUGGUGGGCGUGGCCUACUUCAACCUGCUCUAUGAUUGGGUGAAGGCGGCGGUCAUGUUCGGAGUCAUCAACACCGUGUGCAGACUGGACCAUCUGGACCCGCCCAAGCCUCCCAAGUGCAUCACCAUGCUUUACGUCUUUGCCGAAACGCACUUCGACCGAGGGAUCAACGAGUGGUUGUGCAAGUACGUGUACAAUCGCCUGGGCGGUAAGCAUGACGGCGUGCUGGAGGAACUGCUGGCCACGCUGUGCACCUACGCUGUCACCGUCCUCUGGCUGGGACCCAGCAAGGUGGUCCUCAUCUGGGCCUUCUUCAACUGCGUCGGACUCAACUUUGAGAUGUGGGCCGCCAAGUUGUUCUCCCAGGAGCCUCUGGCGUCUUUUGAGACGGCGAUGUCCGAGGCCAUGUGCCGCCGCGUCAGAGCCGUCUUCAACAUCUUCAACUUCUGGACCAUCGUUCUGUACAACACGCUGGCUCUCAACAGUCUGGACUUUGCCCAGCUGGUCGCCAAGCGCCUGCUGCUCAAAGGUUUCCCCUUCACCACCAUCACGGUCAUGUUUGUCACCUACUGCCUCAUUCAAGUCAUCAAGGAGCAGGAGAGGCGGCAGGCCCUCGUCGACGAUCCCGAUCCGCUUCCGCCCCCUGCGCCUGCGGCUGAAGGUCCGGCCUCAGCAGCGCAACCCCUCGCUGAUCCCAGCAAGAAGAAAGCAGAGUAGAUGACAUCAUCAGAACAUGGUGACCAUCCUAUCAGGACGUAUGGAAAUAAUUGUUCCACAUCUAAAUGGGCUAAAUGGGGUUAAGUAAGAAAUAGACAAUAAAAAUACAUUUCUUACCUUGA